CAGCUGCCUCCUCUUCACCUGGCCUCUGUCACUGACAUACUCUGAAGUCUGAACUCACUUGUCAUCUGAGUUGAAUCCACUGCAGUGCAGCCAUGGGGGAUGCAGAGAUGGCUGUGUUUGGGCUGGCUGCCUCUUACCUGAGGAAGUCAGACAGGGAGCGUAUGGAGGCAUCCACACGUCCCUUCGACAUAAAGAAGGAAUGCUUUGUCCCGGAUCAAGUGGAAGAGUUUGUGAAGGCAACCAUCACCAGCCGAGAUGGAGACAAGGUCACUGUGGAGACACAGUAUGGGAAGACUGUGGUGGUCAAAGAUUCCCAGAUUUUGCAACAGAAUCCUCCAAAGUUUGACAAGAUCGAGGACAUGGCCAUGUUGACCUUCCUCCAUGAGCCCGCUGUGCUGUUUAACCUCAAAGAGCGUUACGCAGCAUGGAUGAUCUAUACCUAUUCUGGGCUCUUCUGUGUGACUGUCAACCCCUACAAGUGGCUGCCAGUCUACAACCAAGAGGUGGUUGUUGCCUACAGAGGAAAGAAGAGGAGUGAAGCUCCUCCUCAUAUCUUCUCCAUCUCUGACAAUGCCUACCAGUACAUGCUGGCAGACCGUGAAAACCAGUCAAUUUUGAUCACUGGAGAAUCUGGUGCAGGAAAGACUGUCAACACAAAGAGAGUCAUCCAGUAUUUUGCAAGUAUUGCAGCUGGAGGCAUAAAGAAAGACACCGUUGCCAAGGACAAGGGUACCCUGGAGGAUCAAAUCAUUCAGGCUAACCCUGCUCUGGAGGCCUUUGGGAAUGCAAAGACUAUCAGGAAUGACAACUCCUCCAGAUUUGGUAAAUUCAUCCGAAUUCAUUUUGAUACCAGGGGGAAGUUAGCCUCUGCUGAUAUUGAAACAUACCUUCUGGAGAAAUCUCGUGUGAUCUUCCAGCUCAAGGCUGAGAGAGAUUACCACAUUUUCUACCAGAUUUUGUCCAACAAGAAGCCUGAACUCCUGGAGAUGCUGUUGAUCACAAAUAAUCCCUACGACUACGCCUUCAUCUCUCAGGGGGAAACCCAAGUGGCCUCCAUCAAUGAUUCAGAGGAACUGAUGGCAACAGAUGAUGCCUUUGAUGUAUUGGGCUUUACGCAAGAGGAAAAGAACUCUGCGUACAAGUUGACUGGUGCCAUCAUGCAUCAUGGCAACAUGAAGUUCAAGCAGAAGCAGCGAGAGGAGCAGGCUGAGGCUGUUGGCACUGAAGAUGCUGACAAAGUUGCAUAUCUGAUGGGCCUGAACUCUGCUGACCUCAUCAAAGGUCUCUUGCACCCAAGAGUCAAAGUGGGAAAUGAGUGGGUCACCAAGGGACAAAAUGUUGCUCAAGUGACCUAUGCUGUUGGAGCUCUGUCCAAGGCUGUAUAUGAAAGGAUGUUUCUGUGGAUGGUGAUGAGAAUCAACCAGUCACUGGAGACCAGGCAGCCUCGCCAGUACUUCAUUGGUGUUUUGGACAUUGCUGGAUUUGAGAUUUUUGAUUUCAACACCUUUGAGCAGCUGUGCAUCAACUUCACCAAUGAAAAACUGCAACAGUUUUUCAACCACCACAUGUUUGUGCUGGAGCAGGAAGAGUACAAGAAAGAGGGCAUUGAAUGGACUUUCAUAGAUUUUGGGAUGGACUUGCAGGCCUGCAUUGACCUGAUUGAAAAGCCCAUGGGUAUCAUGUCCAUCCUUGAAGAGGAGUGCAUGUUCCCCAAAGCUUCUGAUACCACCUUUAAAGCUAAGCUCUAUGACAACCAUCUGGGGAAAUCUGCCAAUUUCCAGAAGCCCAGAAUUGUCAAAGGGAAAACAGAGGCCCAUUUUGCCCUGAUCCACUAUGCUGGAAUUGUUGAUUAUAAUAUCAACAACUGGCUGGUGAAGAACAAGGAUCCUCUGAAUGAGACCGUUGUUGGGCUCUACCAGAAGUCUAAUCUCAAGCUGUUAGCUACCCUCUUUGCAAACUACGCUGGAGCCGAUUCAGUUGCGGCCGAAGUUACUGAAGGCAAAAAAGAGAAGAAGAAGAAGGGAUCAUCGUUUCAGACUGUGUCUGCUCUUCAUAGGGAGAACCUGAACAAGUUAAUGACCAACUUAAGGUCAACUCACCCUCACUUUGUGCGCUGCAUCAUCCCCAAUGAGACCAAGACUCCUGGGGCCAUGGAGAACCCUCUGGUGAUGCACCAGCUACGCUGUAACGGUGUGCUGGAAGGCAUCAGGAUCUGCAGAAAGGGCUUCCCCAACAGGAUCCUCUACGGAGAUUUCAAACAGAGAUAUCGCAUCUUGAAUCCUGCUGCCAUCCCUGAGGGUCAGUUCAUCGACAGCAGGAAGGGAGCUGAGAAACUUCUUGGGUCUCUGGACAUUGAUCAUAAUCAGUACAAGUUUGGACAUACAAAGGUGUUCUUUAAGGCUGGUUUGCUGGGUCUGCUUGAGGAGAUGAGAGACGAGCGUCUCUCCAAAAUCAUCACUGCUAUUCAAGCCAGGUCCCGUGGGCUUUUGUCUCGUAUUGAGUAUCAAAAGAUGGUGGAACGCAGAGAAGCAUUAUUAGUGAUCCAAUGGAAUGUCCGGUCAUUCAUGGGGGUCAAGAAUUGGCCCUGGAUGAAGCUGUUCUUCAAGAUCAAACCUCUGUUGAGAUCUGCUGAGGCAGAAAAGGAGAUGGCCACCAUGAAGGAAGAAUUCCUGAAGCUGAAAGAGGCUUACGCAAAAUCUGAAGCCCGUAGAAAGGAACUAGAGGAGAAAAUGGUCUCUCUUCUUCAGGAGAAGAACGACCUGCAGCUUCAAGUUCAAGCGGAGCAAGAUAAUCUCUGUGAUGCUGAGGAAAGAUGUGAGGGGCUGAUCAAAAACAAAAUUCAACUGGAGGCAAAAGCCAAAGAGCUUACUGAGAGACUGGAGGAUGAGGAGGAGAUGAAUGCUGAACUGACUGCUAAGAAGAGGAAGCUGGAGGAUGAGUGCUCUGAGCUGAAGAAAGACAUUGAUGACUUAGAGUUAACUCUGGCUAAAGUGGAGAAAGAGAAGCACGCUACUGAGAACAAGGUGAAAAACCUGGUUGAAGAGAUGUCAGCUCAGGAUGAAAUCAUUGCUAAGUUGACAAAGGAAAAGAAAGCCUUACAGGAAGCUCAUCAGCAAACACUGGAUGACCUGCAGAGUGAAGAAGACAAAGUCAACACCCUGACAAAGGCCAAGGUUAAGCUGGAGCAGCAAGUGGAUGAUCUUGAAGGUUCUCUUGAGCAAGAAAAGAAGGUUCGAAUGGACCUUGAGAGAGCUAAGAGAAAGCUGGAGGGAGACUUAAAGUUGACCCUGGAGACCGUAAUGGAUUUAGAAAAUGACAAGCAACAGCUGGAGGAGCGCCUGAAAAAGAAAGACUUUGAGAUCAGCCAACUAAAUGGCAGACUUGAGGAUGAGCAGUCCAUUAUCAUUCAACUCCAGAAGAAGCUGAAAGAGCUACAGGCUCGUGUAGAGGAGCUGGAGGAAGAGCUUGAGGCAGAGCGAGCUGCCCGAGCCAAGGUGGAGAAGCAGAGAGCAGACUUGUCCAGAGAGCUGGAGGACAUCAGUGAGAGGUUGGAGGAGGCUGGUGGAGCAACAUCUGCCCAGAUUGAGAUGAACAAGAAGAGGGAGGCUGAGUUCCAGAAACUCCGCAGAGACCUUGAAGAGGCCACUCUGCAGCAUGAAGCCACUGCUGCCACUCUCAGGAAGAAACAAGCUGACAGUGUUGCUGAUCUGGGAGAGCAGAUCGACAACCUGCAGAGAGUCAAGCAGAAACUGGAGAAGGAGAAGAGUGAGCUCAGACUGGAGCUGGAUGAUGUGGUUUCCAGUAUGGAACAAAUAGUUAAAUCUAAGACUAUCUUAGAGAAGACCUGCAGAACUUUGGAGGAUCAAAUGAAUGAAUACAGGAACAGGUGUGAUGAAAAUCAGAGAUCCCUUCAUGACUUCACCACCCAGAAAGCCAAGCUUCAAGCUGAGAAUGAUGAACUUUCAAGACAGCUGGAGGAAAAAGAGUCUCUGAUUUCUCAGCUGACCAGAGGAAAAAACUCCUAUACUCAACAAGUUGAAGACCUAAAAAGACAACUAGAGGAGGAAGUAAAGGCCAAGAAUGCUUUAGCCCAUGCAGUGCAGUCUGCUCGUCAUGACUGUGACCUGCUCAGGGAGCAGUAUGAGGAGGAGCAGGAGGCCAAGGCUGAGUUGCAGCGUGGCAUGUCCAAGGCCAACUCUGAGGUGGCUCAGUGGAGAACUAAGUACGAAACUGAUGCCAUCCAGAGGACCGAGGAACUGGAGGAGGCCAAAAAGAAGUUGGCUCAGCGUCUGCAGGAGGCCGAGGAGGCUGUUGAAGCAGGAAAUGCUAAAUGUUCCUCUCUGGAGAAGACCAAACACAGACUGCAGAAUGAGAUUGAAGAUCUUAUGAUUGAUGUGGAGAGGUCUAAUGCUGCUGCUGCUGUUCUGGACAAGAAACAAAGAAACUUUGACAAAAUCCUGUCUGAGUGGAAACAAAAAUAUGAGGAGUGUCAGUGUGAGCUGGAGAGCUCUCAGAAGGAAGCCAGGUCUCUGAGCACUGAGCUCUUCAAACUGAAGAACUCCUAUGAAGAAUCUCUUGACCACCUGGAGACCCUGAAGAGAGAGAAUAAGAAUCUGCAGGAGGAGAUAUCUGACCUCACUGAGCAACUUGGUGAAGGAGGAAAAACCAUUCAUGAGUUGGAGAAAGUCCGUAAACAGCUGGAGCAGGAAAAGAGCGAGAUUCAGUCUGCCCUUGAGGAAGCCGAGGCUUCUCUUGAGCAUGAGGAAGGCAAGAUUCUCAGAGCUCAGCUUGAGUUCAACCAGAUUAAGGCAGAAAUGGAGCGUAAACUAGCAGAGAAGGAUGAGGAGAUGGAGCAGAACAAGAGGAACCUGCAGAGGAUGAUUGAAAACCUGCAGAGCUCUCUUGAGGCUGAGACUCGCAGCAGGAAUGAGGCCCUCCGUUUGAAGAAGAAGAUGGAGGGAGACCUCAAUGAGAUGGAGAUUCAGUUGAGCCAGGCCAACAGGCAGGCAGCUGAGGCUCAGAAACAACUUAAGGCUGUUCAUGCACACCUGAAGGAUGCUCAGCUCCAGCUUGAUGACUCUCUUCGAACCAAUGAUGAUCUCAAAGAGAACAUUGCAAUUGUGGAGAGACGCAACAACCUGCUUCAGGCUGAACUGGAGGAGCUCAGGGCUGCUUUGGAGCAAACUGAGAGAAGUCGCAAACUUGCUGAGCAAGAGCUGCUGGAUGUUACUGAAAGGGUGCAGUUACUGCACUCACAGAACACCAGCCUGAUAAAUCAAAAGAAGAAGCUGGAGGCUGACACAUCCCAGCUUCAGAUUGAAGUAGAGGAAGCAGUACAAGAGUGCAGAAAUGCUGAGGAAAAGGCCAAGAAGGCCAUUACUGAUGCUGCCAUGAUGGCAGAGGAGCUGAAGAAAGAGCAGGACACCAGUGCUCACCUGGAGCGUAUGAAGAAGAACAUGGAGCAAACCAUCAAAGACCUGCAGCACCGUCUGGAUGAAGCUGAACAGAUCGCCAUGAAGGGAGGAAGGAAGCAGUUGCAGAAGCUCGAGGCCAGGGUGAAGGAACUGGAAAAUGAGGUUGAGAUGGAGCAGAAGAAAAACGCUGAAGCUGUGAAGGGCAUCCGUAAAUAUGAACGCCGUAUCAAGGAGCUUACUUAUCAGACUGAGGAGGACCGCAAGAAUAUUGCCCGACUUCAAGAUCUGGUUGAUAAGCUGCAGCUGAAAGUGAAAUCCUACAAGAGAUCUGCUGAGGAGGCUGAGGAACAGGCUAAUGUGCAUCUUGGCAAGUUCCGUAAGAUGCAGCACGAGUUGGAUGAGGCUGAAGAGAGAGCUGACAUCGCUGAGUCACAGGUCAACAAGCUGCGUGCCAAGAGCCGUGAUGCUGGCCCCAAGGUUUGAAGCAUGCACUUUGUCGCAGAAGGGGUUUGAGGAGGAGUGAAGCUUUGGAGCCUGCAGAAAUCCCCUUGCCUGCUGUGUAACGUAGAUGUACAAUGAAGUAUUAUGCCCACAUUAAGGAGGAAAAAAAAUUGCAAUUUUGAGAAUAAAGUUGUGAUAAUUUGAGGAAAAAAAAACAUAAUGUUGCAAUGAUAAAGUCAUUAUUUCAUUAGAAUGAAGUCACAAUAUUUCAAGAAAAAAUCAUAAUAUUAUGAGACUAAAAUCAUAAUCUCACAUGCAGCAACUCAAGAUUUUAAUACCCUUUCAUAGUAAACAGAUGAUAGAGGUUUAUCUUUAUUGUGUCAAAUGAGGUACAGGUCUCACCAGUAAGUAACCUUUCUCAUUAUCAGAGAAAAUGAUAGCAGUUACAUGAUGUAUGAGUCAAAAAGCAGAUGUGUAUUGAAGCAGCAGCUGGUGUACAGCAGGGACUUAACAGCUGAGACAAGAGCUCAGUCAUUGAUUAGAAUGUGAUAAAAGGUCAGUGGGCUUUAUGCAAAUGAUGUGAAAGGCAGAGUAGCAAAUGUGCGCUGCUCUUUAUUAGAGUUUUAAAAAAUGAAACUUUGGAGGAAAGCAGUUGAAAUGCUAAAUCCUGUAGAUAUGACUUGAUGUAACCUAUUCUCACUUUAUUCUUAAAAUAUUAUGACUUUUUCCUCAAAAAUUGCAACUUUUUUCUCAGUUGUCAUCUCUGAUUUUUUUUUCUAACAGUGGCCAUAAUACUCCAUUAUAUAGAUCUCCUAAACUACUAUUCAUAAACUGUAGUGCUUAAUAAAAUCUUAUCAA
This is a messenger RNA of Epinephelus lanceolatus (giant grouper), 6713 nucleotides long. RefSeq names its product myosin-7-like. Gene Ontology annotation, biological process: cardiac muscle contraction; sarcomere organization; muscle filament sliding. Gene Ontology annotation, cellular component: myosin II complex; cytoplasm; myosin filament. The record is from RefSeq and is a predicted model, not a curated record. Gene Ontology annotation, molecular function: microfilament motor activity; actin filament binding; ATP binding. NCBI's taxonomy places the organism in Eukaryota, Metazoa, Chordata, Actinopteri, Perciformes, Serranidae.